AAACGGCAUUCUAAGGAUUAGAGAAUAAAUAUUUCGUUAUUUUGCGGGUUUAUAUCCGAAGUUUGUCACUGUUGUCAACGACUUUUAAAAAGUAAACAAAUCGUCAACUUAAGUCUUUUCGUGAUACUAUUUAAGUCCCCGGACUUAAGUCAGUUUUAAACUUAGACUUAAGUCCCAACUUAACUUUUUUCGUGAUACGACCUCCAGUAAAACUAAAGACGAGAAUUUGACCGUCUUUCUCAUUUUCAAAACGAUCGUUUUUCUUGUAAUUUUGAUCUUUCAUUUCUUUAUGGUUAAAAAAUUCUGUGAGCUUUUGUGUUUAAUAUCGUCUGAACUCUAUUUGUUAGUGUAUUUUUGACCACGCGUGCGUAUACUUUUUUAUCAGUCAAGAUUAAGCUCUCUCCAUAAUCAUUUAUCCAUUUUUACUUUUGUAAUGUACUACACAUUUUUUUAUUUUCACUAUCAGUUUGUGAUUUCCCUCUUUUCUGUCAGUGUUUGUGAAGUCAUUAAAUCUUUCUUUUUUAUAGAACACAAGAAGAAGGUACAGAAAGGCCGUGUUUUCCCACGCGAAGCGAUCGCGCAGCAUUUAUUGAUGAUAAUACUAUAAGAGAACGAUGUCAAAUUUUAAUGGAAUAUUUGAAUAAAGUUUUACUACAUCCAAAAUUUCGUAAUCAUCCUGACAUGCUUGAAUUUUUUGAAGUGAGUUGUGUCUCAUUUGUUCGUGGAUUGAGUAUUAGUUUAAAAGAAAGUUAUUUAUCGAAACGAUCACAUGAUGAUUAUCGUGGUCAUAAUAUAUUUUUUCGUUUACCAUUUUUUUGUGAUAAAUGUAAAUUUCAUCAUGGACAAAAUUGGUUUAUUAUUAAAGAUACGUUUAUAACAUAUAUGAGACCAGAUACAUAUGAAAUACGUUUUCCAAUGUUAGUUGAUCGUGCAUUCGACAUUCAAUCGGGAUUUCGUCAUGCUGGUACAGCUAAGGGAAUAAAAAUAACAAAUUUACAACGAACACUAGUUGUCAAAUGUAAAAAUUCACGUGAUCGUGAUGAAUGGAUAGAACAAUUAGAAAAAUUAAAAGAAAAUGCAGCGAAUUUCCUUAAUCCAACAACUAAUCAAUUUAGUUCAUUUGCACCGUUUAGAGAAAAACAAUUAGCACAUUGGUUUAUCAAUGGCAAAAGUUAUAUGGAGUCCAUAGCAAAAGCAAUAUUGUGUGCUAAAGAAGAAAUAUUUAUUACAGAUUGGUGGUUAUCUCCAGAACUAAUGUUAAUACGACCGACAGACGAUGAGACGUUUCGAUUAGAUAAUUUACUUGGAAAAAAAGCUGACGAAGGUGUAAGAGUUUAUGUUUUAAUAUUUAAAGAAUUUUCAUAUACAAUGGGUUUGAAUAGUUUACAUACAAAACGAGCGCUUAUUUCCAAAAAUAAAAAGAAUAUAAAAGUUAUUAGACAUCCUAAUCAUUAUCCAGCUGGCGGUGUAUUUUUGUGGUCACAUCAUGAAAAAAUGGUUAUUAUCGAUCAAAAAAUUGCAUUCAUUGGAGGUAUCGAUCUCUGUUUUGGGCGUUGGGACGAUGAGUUCAUGAGAUUAGUUGAUUUGGGUCCAGAUAAUGAAACAGAAUUAAAAAUGCCAGAUCAACUUGAAGCGGAAAAGCAAGCAUCAGGCAAAGAAACUGUUGAAGCAUCAAGAAUGAUUACAACAAAAAUGGCGGAAAAGGCAGGAGAAAAACAAGAAACGGGCACAGAUGAGAUGCGUAGUGAUACUGCAAAAAAUAUAAAUGAACCAAUAGCUCAUGGUGUAGCUAUAUCUGGUGGAGGAGUGAAGAUGACAGCUAAAAAAUGGAUCGAAUCUAAACUUUCGGAUCAUUCAAAAGUUCAUCCAAAUUCAAGUUUCAAUGAUUCUUUCAAUGAUGGUAUACUUGGUCAUGAUUCAGAAGAUAAUUUUAUCAAGCGAACAACAGUUCAAGCGCGUUCAAAAGGAAAUUUUUAA
Didymodactylos carnosus is the source of this 1977-nucleotide messenger RNA. The record is from the annotation of a GenBank genome assembly. Lineage: Eukaryota; Metazoa; Rotifera; Eurotatoria; Philodinida; Philodinidae.